AUGGUAUCGAACAAGAUGCAGUCGUCAUUGGACGAUUUAGUUCAAUAUACACAGCUUUUUAAGCCGGUGCCAACUGUUCUGCAAGGGACUGUGCUGCCUUUUUUGAUAAUAUACCCAAUUGUGUUUUAUUCGUGGAUCGUUGUGUAUGGAUUCGAGGAAAAUGUGGAGGCUGGAUUCGUCAGUGUUGCGGUCGUCGCAGCUAUACAAAUUCUCGUUUGUCUCUGUUGCUACUGGAGCGUACACAUUCAAUGCUUCUUGUCGUGUUCUUCUGUUAAAGAUCCAAUUCAGGCGGAGAUAGUCAAAGUAGUACCUACAUCGAAUAAUGGAUUCUCUGAAAUUGUUAAGCUUCAUCACACCAAGUCAACUACAAAAGGCAGUAUACAUCCAGAUGUGUGGUUUAUAUUUCAAAAAAGCAAGUACAUUUAUGAUUGGGACAAGAAAUCUUUUCAUACCAUUGAGUUCCCAAUCAACAAGACUUAUGAGGAGUACAUGGAAUCUAAGGGUUAUUUGGAUGAUGAAGCCAUUGAUAUUGCUGAAAAAGAGUUUGGAAAGAAUGAAAUGAUUAUGGUUGUCCCCGAGUUCAUGGAACUGUUCAAAGAACGAGCAACAGCUCCAUUUUUUGUGUUCCAAGUAUUUUGCGUCGCAUUGUGGUGCCUAGACAAGUACUGGUACUACUCCAUAUUCACCUUAGUGAUGCUUGUCAUGUUUGAAUGCACCUUAGUACAGCAACAACUAAGAAACAUGGCCGAAAUCCGGAAGAUGGGGAACAAACCUUACAAUAUUAAUGUCUACAGAAACAGAAGAUGGCGUCAAAUAAUGAGCGAUCAGCUCCUACCAGGCGAUGUUGUCUCUCUCAUACGCUCCACUAACGAGAACCUAGUACCUUGUGACAUUGUCCUCCUCAGAGGCUCCUGUAUAGUUGACGAGUCCAUGUUAACUGGUGAAAGUGUCCCCCAAAUGAAGGAAGCUGUGGAUAAUGAAAAGAAUUUGAAACAACUGCUAGAUCCUGAGGGAGAAGGCAAACUGCACAUGCUUUUUGGUGGCACUAAGAUCGUCCAACAUUCGUCGCCUAACAAAAACACUUCGUCCGCACUCAAGGCGCCCGACAAUGGCUGCAUCGGAUAUGUUAUCCGCAACGGUUUUAACACGUCACAAGGCAAACUUCUAAGAACUAUUUUAUUUGGUGUGAAGAGAGUUACAGCAAACAAUCUGGAGACAUUUGGAUUUAUUCUUUUCUUGCUUAUCUUCGCAAUUGCCGCCGCAGCAUAUGUUUGGAUCAAGGGCUGUGAGGAUCCUGAGAGGAACAGAUACAAACUGUUUUUAGAAUGCACAUUGAUUUUGACCUCAGUUGUACCACCAGAACUUCCUAUAGAGUUGUCACUAGCCGUGAACACAUCACUAUUAUCAUUGUCCAAGUUAGCAGUAUUUUGUACAGAACCUUUCAGGAUACCAUUUGCAGGAAAAGUAGAAAUUUGCUGUUUUGAUAAGACUGGUACACUUACGAGUGAUAAUUUAGUUGUAGAAGGUGUGGCCGGUAUUGAGGACCACAAAGAUGCUACAGUCAUUCCAUUAUCUCAAGCACCCAUGGAGACUAUUCAAGUGCUGGCCUCUUGUCAUUCUCUAGUGCAACUGGACGAUGGCGUGGUUGGAGACCCAUUGGAGAAAGCGACUCUGAAAGCUGCAGAGUGGAACCUGACCAAAGGAGAUGCUGUUGUGCCAAAGAAAGGAAAGUCACCUGGCCUGAAGAUAGUUCACAGAAAUCACUUCUCAAGUGCCCUUAAGCGAAUGUCAGUGAUAGCAGGCUACCAAGUCAACGAGCGAGGGUUCAUAGAAACUCAUUACAUAAGCAGCGUGAAGGGUGCGCCAGAAACCGUGAAGACCAUGCUCAAGGAGGUUCCUAGUCACUACGACCACGUCUACCUGACUCUGUCGCGGCGAGGGGCUCGAGUGCUGGCGUUAGGUUAUAGGAAUUUAGGCAAAUUAAGUUCUCAACAAAUUAGGGAAAUGUCCCGCGAAGAUAUAGAAUCUGAUUUGACAUUUGUUGGCUUUGUGAUUAUUUCGUGUCCUUUGAAAAGUGAUUCUAAGAAAGCGAUAUCAGAAAUUGUGAAUGCUUCUCAUUCCGUGGUGAUGAUAACCGGGGAUAAUCCUUUGACAGCAUGUCACGUGGCUAAGGAGUUGAAGUUUACUCAAAAGGAAGAGGUUCUGAUAUUGACUGAGAAUGAGAGUAAGUGGGGCUGGACAUCGAUAGAUGAGGAAGUGAAUCUACCCGUGAAUCCGUUCAAGACGUCUAAACAGUUGACUUCGAAGUUUGAUUUGUGUAUAACGGGAGAAGGUUUGACAUUCCUAAAUGAGAAUCAUCACAAAUUUCUGUUGGAACUGAUGCCGCAUAUCAAGGUGUUCGCUAGAUUCGCGCCAAAACAGAAGGAGUUUGUCGUGGUCACGUUGAAGUCUCUUGGCUACGUGACGCUCAUGUGUGGUGACGGUACAAACGACGUGGGAGCACUGAAACAUGCUGACGUAGGAGUAGCAAUCCUAGCGAAUGCGCCAGAACGGCCGCGUGAGAAGCCACGGGAAGAGCGAGCGCUUGAAGAAGCUCCGCGGCGGAACACGAGCCGGACUGACGCACGCGCAGAGGCGGCCGCGCGCCUGCGCAGAGCCAUGCGCGAGCUCGAAGAGGAAGACAUGCAACUCGUGCGCCUCGGGGACGCCAGUGUCGCUGCACCAUUCACUAGUCGACUUUCUAGCAUAUUUUGCAUUUGUCACAUAAUCAAGCAAGGCCGGUGUACACUGGUGACGACGCUGCAAAUGUUCAAGAUCUUGGCCCUGAACGCUCUCAUCUUGGCGUACAGUCAAUCUGUUCUGUACCUUGAUGGCAUCAAGUUUAGUGACACACAGGCCACACUGCAGAGUCUGUUGCUGGCCUCCUGCUUCUUAUUUAUAUCAAGAUCUAAGCCACUAAAACAACUGUCGAAGCAGCGUCCGCUCCCGAACAUCUUCAACGUGUACACCAUCAUGACGGUACUGACACAGUUUGCGGUACAUUUCCUCUGCCUCAUAUACUUGGUGCACGAAGCCACGUCACGGUCGCCUGGAAGGGAUAACAAACCCAAGUUGGAUAUGGAUUUGUCGGAUGACGAAGAGCGAGAGUUUGCACCGGACCUACUGAACAGUACUGUGUACAUCAUCUCCAUGUCGCUGCAGAUAUCUACGUUCGCUAUCAACUACAGAGGAGAACCAUUCAUGGAAGGUCUACGCGACAACAAGCCCCUGCUGUACAGUAUCAUGAUAUCUGGCGGCGCCGUGCUCGCGCUCGCCGCCGGCAUCUUUCCGGACCUCUCCAACAUGUUCGAGAUUGUAUAUUUCCCACCAGAUUACCGGAUCAUAUUAGUGCAAGUAUUGAUAGCGGACAUGUUGUUCGCGUAUCUAGUGGACCGACUGUGUCUCAUCUUGUUUGGCGAGGGACUCCGCACCAAGGCCACGUAG
Messenger RNA from Spodoptera littoralis (African cotton leafworm), 3483 nucleotides. The record is from the annotation of a GenBank genome assembly. Lineage: Eukaryota; Metazoa; Arthropoda; Insecta; Lepidoptera; Noctuidae.